AUGAUGGACAGGCAGAGCCCUGAAAAGACAGAGGGAGGAGGAGAGCGUGAGACCAAUGGAACUGCUGCUACUGUCACUGUCACCUCUAACACCAAAGCAAUUACAGCGGUUGCCAACAACAACGCCAUGACGACAACAGCCAGCACCACGCCCCCACGCAGUCAGGCCCCUUCCACCUCUCUGGGCACCGCCCCUAUAGAGAGCCAGGCGGUUCAGGUGAGAUAGGGGACAGGGAGGGAGACAGAGGGGACAGUGUCAGUGUGUGUGGUGAACUUCAAAUAAUGAAGCCACUAGUCUGGGUUUCAGUUUUAGCUAACAUUCCAUUCCUUCUCAACGUUGAAAAUGUAGCCGAAUUUACUGCAGUUGCUGAUUGGUAGUUGAAAACAACACUCAUAUUUUCCAUAACAAUGUUAUGGAACAUGGGGUGCGCGCAAAUUUGCCGCAAUAAGAACACCAACAAACAAUAUCGUUAUGACCUGCUGCGAUCAUUCUCUUGUGAGAAGGCAGUGUCAAUGAAGAUCAUGUUGUUCAAAGUGUCUAGAGGACUCCAUAAUGAGAGAGAUAAAUAAUGAUAUGGAAAAUAUUAGCCUACAAGAUUCAAUCGAGCCAAGUUUGCUUCAGUUGCAUGCCAUUAAUGAGAGGAAAGAAACGCAAACCUGCCACCUGUCGUCAUUCCUCGCACAUAUGCUAAUCAUCAUGACUUGCUUAGGCCUACAUGUGUAAAACGUUGUAAUGCUCAUUUCAGUUAUAUUAUUUGUCCCUCCUCUCUUGUUAAGAGAUGGAGUCCAGACAGGCUGCUUUAGGAAGUACACACACACCCUGAAAGGACCAACCCAGCAAAUUGGUCAGUGUUGAUUUUUCAGUGUAACAUUUCUAGUGUUGAUUCAGGAGUUACAUUCACUCUGUAAGAGUGAAAUUAACACUCAGUGGUCUAAAAUAACCCCUAGUGUUGGUGUUAAUAACCAGAGUUAUUGUUUUACAUUUUGGAGAGUAAAACAGCCCAUCAAAACCACGCCCAUCAUUAUCAUAUUUCCCAGCAUGCACUAUAGCAAGUAGAUAUUUUAAUUCUUGUUUUUAAUAUCUGUGUUUUUGCAUGUACAUUGAUUGAUUAAUCAUAUGCUACACAAAGAUAAAUAACAUAUAUAUUUCUAAACUAAUCCAAUCAGUUAGUUAGAGUUUUUGCACCCGUUACUGAAAUUGUUUUUCCAGGUUUAAUGGUUAGGUAGUCUUCUUAUCAACUAUCCUAACUCUGACAGUCAUUCUGAAUGCAGGCUGCGGGUGAAUAAAAAUGCCAACUUUUGGAUAUCCUAACGGUGUCUCAUAUUGAACUGCAUAUUAAACGUUGAGAUUGCUGAAAGACCCGUCUCUUUGGCAAAUGACAGGACUGGCAAGGAGUAGAAUGUUAGCUAAAAAGACUGUCUUCAUUUGAACACCACUUUGCAAGCCAACAUAAUUUGACUUUGAGGCCUGAUGUGGCCUGUAAACCAGGAGUUUCCUAACACCACUGGGUUAUGGUAAAACUAGGCCAUCAAAGUAAGGCCUUAUGACAGGGCUGCCCAACCCUCUUUAGGGAGAUCUACUGUCCUGUAGGUUUUCAGUCCAACCAUUAUUUAGCAUAUCUGAUUCAGCUAGUUAAGGUCUUGUUGAGCAGCUAGCUAAUAAGUAGAAUCAGGUGUGUUAAAUUAGGGUUGGACUGAAAACCCACAGGACCGUAGAUCUCCAGGAAAAGGGUUGGGCAGCCCUGCCUUAUGAUAUACAGUAUGUAUGGUAUUGUCAUAGUUUAAUUUGAAUGGUAGCAUUCGCCUAGGUACUCACUUGGUGAAAGUCACAAGCCUUUAUAAGGAAAUAAUUCAAUAACCAUGUCUCUGUCACAAAAAAGUACAGUCAUGGGUGGUAACUCAAAACAUUCCCUAGAAAAGAAAAGGCAAAUUAGGCUUUACACCAUACAGUUUUAAAACAACACCCAAAAAUGAUUUACUGUAACACUACAGGUGUUCAUUUCUUGCACUGAGAAAGUUUAACAGCGUCAGCACUAAGCAAAGUGUGUCCAGUUUACUCUAAAUGAAGUGUUGUGUUUUACACUGUAGUAGAGCUACGCAAACAUCACAAUCGAGUUAAUUUGAACACUUUAAGAGUUGAAUGGGGAACACUGCAACAGAGUUAAAUCUUUAACACUUUCAAACGUGUUAUGUUAGUAGGCCUACAGUGGGACGCAUAUGUUCACUGAAAAUAGUGUACAUUUUACACUUUCCGAGUUAAAUGGGGGACAAUGCAACAGAGUUAAAUCUUUAACACUUUCAAACGUGUUAUUAACACUGGUACAGUGGGACUUAUAUGUUCACUGAGACAGCUAUAGUAUUACUAGAGACGUUGGUUAUGUAAUUAUUAUCCCAGAUUGUACCUUAUUCCAGAGGAAGAUUUGUUUUUAGUUUUUCCAAACAGCCCCCUGUAAUAAUUGUUUUAUUCAAUUGAGUCUAAGACGGAAGCCUGGUGGUUUUUAUUCUAGGUGUGAAGAUAUUUAAUCAUCAUGACGAUAAAAGGCUUCAGUGAUCACUCGUGCUUGGCUGCAAAAUGUAUACAGUGGCUGUCCCUAUAGGUCUUAUUUAUAAAUUGAGGAAAUGUGAUUGAUCAUAAUCAUUAUUUUAGCGAUCCACGUUAGACGUCCCUCGUAAUGAAAAGGCCCCCCAUUCUGCUGAUGUGAGCUGCUGGGCUCCAACGCUGGACAGCGCAGUUGGUCACUAACGUUAUGGAUGAGAAAGUGAACUUGCCAUUUCCAAAAAGGAGCUCAGUGGGAAAUUGGGGAAGUCUUGCUUUGUGAUCUGUUGCCUACGCCAACAGCACUAGGGUUUCAUUAAAUAGGCCUAGGCACUAUACUUUUUUUAUUGCACAAUUCAUUAAACUGACGCAUUUGGCAAUGGUCAAAAUCAAAUCAAAUUGUAUUUGUCACAAGCGCCGAAUACAACGGGUGUAGACUUUACCGUGAAAUGCUUGCUUACGAGCCCUUCCCAACGAUGCAGAGUAAAAAUAUAUAUAUAUUUUUUAAAGUAAUGAAAGAUGAAUAAAAACACAAGAAGGAAGCUAUAUACAGGGAGUACCAGCACCAGAUCAAUGUGAAGGGGUACGAGGUAUUUGUGGUAGAUAUGCCCAUAAAGGCAGAGUAAAGUGACUAGGCAUCAGGAUAGAUAAUCAUAAGAGUAUGAAUAAAGAACAGAGUAGCAGCAGCAUAUGAUGAGUGUGAAAGUGUGUGUGUGUGUGUGUGUCCAUGUAUUUGUGUGUGUUGUGUCAGUAUGCGUGUGUGUGUUAUGCGUGUGUGUGUGCAUAUGUAGUGUAUGUGUGUGUGUGUGAGUGAGUGGGUAUAUAGUGUGUAUACUGUAUAUAGUCUUGUGAGUGUUCAUAGAGGGUCAAUGCAGAUAGUCCGGGUAACCAUUUAAUUAACUAUUUAGCAGUCUUAUGGCUAUUGAGCAGUCUUAUGGCUUGGGGGUAGAAGCUGUCUUGGAGAGCCGAAGCUCCGGUACUGUUUGCUGGACGGUAGCAGAGUGAACAGUCUAUGGCCAUUUUUGGUGCCUUCCUCUGACCAGCAUGAUAUAGAGGUCCUGGAUGGCAGGUAUCUCGGCCCCAGUGAUGUACUGGGCCGUCCACACCACCCUCUGUAACACUUUGCGAUCGAGGGAAGUGCAUUUCCCAUACCAAGCAGUGAUGCAGCCAGCCAAGAUGUGCAACCAGAGGCGUCUUGCCCAUAGGGGACACAAAGGCAUGUGGCCCCUCAGAUCUGUCCUGUAAAAAAAAAAAAAAUGUUUGGUUGUUCAUUCUCUGUAAUACUACUAGCCACCUAGCAAUUUUAUGAAAUUGGCUUUAGCUAGCCCAGAUAGGUUCCCAAUCUCAUAACUAGCUACCAAGUUAGAGUAGCUAGCUUGCUAACUAUCUUAGCUGGUAUGCCUGCUGGCAAGGUUGGUAGACUUUAGAAAAGCAAGCAAUUACUAAAUGUACUGAAUAAUACUCACAUUCCUUUGAAUCUUUUACACAGAUUUUAGCAGAGAUGCAAAUUUAGUUUCUUUAAAAAAUAAACACCUGUCAGGAGGAUACAGACAGCUCAAGAGGUAUGCUUAGAUAUGCAGAAAAAUAAACAUAUUAACAUAGAAUUAAGCAUAAUGAUUAUGGCUCUACAUUACAGGAAAAAUCUGUUUUAGGUGUUUAAAAAAAUGCCAAUAUGCAUGACGCCCCUGUGUGCAACUAUAGAACCUUUUGAGGAUCCGAUGGCCCAUGCCAAAUCUUUUCAGCCUCCUGAAGGGGAAGAGGCGCUGUCGUGCCCUCUUCACGACUGUGUGGGUGUGGGUGGACCAUGUUAAGUCCUUAGUGAUGAGGACGCCAAGGAACUUAAAGCUCUUAACCCGCUCCACUACAGUCCUGUUGAUGUGGAUUGGGCGUGCUCUCCCCUCUUUCUCCUGUAGUCAACAAUCAGCUCCUUGGUCUUACUGUUAAGGGAGAGGUUGUUGUCCUGGCGCCACACUGUCUCAUUGCCGUCGGUGAAAAGGCCUACCAGCGUCGUGUCGUCAGCAGACUUGAUGAUGGCGUUGGAGUCGUGCAUGGCGACGCAGUCGUGGGUGAACAGGGAGUAAAAGAGGGGACUAAGUACCUGGGCCCCCGUGUUGAGGGUCAGUGUGGCAGAGGUGUUAUUGUCUACCAUCACCACCUGGGGCUGGCCCAUCAGGAAGUCCAGGAUCCAGUUGCGGAGGGAGGUGUUCAGUCCCAGGGUCCCGAGCUUGGUGAUGAGUUUGGAGGGGAGUAUGGUGUUGAACGCUGAGCUGUAGUCUAUGAACAGCAUUCUCACAUAGUUAUUUCCCCUCUUGUCCAGGUGGGAGAGGGCAGUGUGAAGUGCAAUUGAGAUUGUGGAUCUGUUGAGGUGGUAUGCGAAUUGGAGUGGGUCCAGGGUGUCUGGGAUGAUGGUGUUGAUGUGUGUCAUGACCAGCCUUUCAAAGUACUUCAUAAUUACAGAUGUAAGUGUUACAGGGUGAUAGUCAUUUAGGCAGGUUACCUUGGAGUUCUUGGGAACAGGGACAAUGUGGGUCAGCUUGAAACAUGUUGGGAUUACAGACUGGGACAAGGAGAGAUUGAAAUUGUGUGUCCCAGAAGUAGCAAUAUAGUUUGGUCACUUAUUUUGAGCAAAUAAAAAAUAAAUAUAUAUUUGAGGAAAGAAGCACCUUGCUUGCUGCAUAUAAAAUAGGCUACAGCGUUCACAAUGAACUGGCGGGGAAGUUUUAAGGGCAAGAGCUUCUCUGGUGCGAUGUGAUCACAUUGGCUGGUGGUAAAAAUGCAAUAAAUGGGAAUCCUGUGUUCUCCCAGCGCCCAAUGGUUAUGUUUACAAUGAAAUGUAUUACGUCAGAAUGCCCAACAUUUUCCUAUCAGUCUAAUUUGCAUAAACAUUGGAUGAUAGCUGUGAGGGUUAUCGAAUCAGGAUCAAAUCCUCUGAUCUCCUCAAGUUCAUAAAUUAUAUUUGGCAAAUGACAGGAGUGGCAAGGAGUGGCAUCAAAUGUAGCUAUGAAGCCAUAUCUGUAUGUAAAGCAAAGGCUAGUCUUCUAAGCAUAACCAAGCUAGCACAUACAGUAACGUUCUGAGAACCAUAUGUUUCUUAGAGCUUGGUGAGAGCGUGGUUGUCCUAUGGUUCUUUUGCAUACAACCUUCCCACAAAGUUCUGGGAAUGGUGCAGAAUACCCAGCUAGCGCAUAACAUUCUGAGAACCAUAUGUUUCUUAGGUAGGAAUUUCAGUACUUCAGCAUAACGUUUUCUGCAGGUUUCCUCAUUGUUCUAUUUAAAGUCAUGUUCUCAGAACAUUAAGAAAAUGUUCCAUUAAAACCACAAGAAAACAUUACUAAUGUUCAAAGAACGUUAUUUAAAAACAUAAACAUUCUCUCUAUCCUCUAUCUUGUUAAGUGUGUUCAGGUGUGUUGGCCAUGCCCACUCAUUGGCCACACCUGAUCUUAAUGAGUUAUUGUUUCCUUUGAAAUGGGGUCUGUUUGAAUAGACUAAAAUGAACGUUUCGAACGGACCCGAGGACAACUAAUCCCGUUCCGUAUAGACCUGGUUGGAUCCAGACCCGGUCCGAUCCGAGUGAGGGAAGCAGCAGAAAAGUCAUUUUUUAAGCUACUUUAUUAGACAGAGCUGGGAGAGUGAUGCAGCCAGCUCUAGCAGGCGGGGGUGGGGCAAUACUGUGAUUGAGUGACACAGGGAGCAUGGAGGAUUCGAUAUCUCCUAACUUAGCCUAUUGCCGCUAUGAUGACUUAUGUAGCCUAUUGCCACUAUAAUGACUUAUGAUUGGCUAACAACAAGCUACACGCUCCACUCUCGUGAAAAGCACGAGCAGCCGCAUAAAUUAUAACAUUUCUCUCUCUCUCUAUUGCAGCUGUCACGUUCGGAUCUAUACGGAUCCUUCCGGAAAAGUCAGUUAAAAUUACACAUACCCAAGACCCGUGACAAUAAUAUCAGAUCCGACCCAGACGUGUGACAUUAUUUUGAAUUCUGGAUCCGGACCUGCUCAGGUCUCGGGUAUUCGGGUGUAGGUGGAUCCGUAAAGACCUCUAAUGCUAGCUCCAUCCUGGUGGCUCAGUGGACUAAUUCCAUAGAUAGAGAACAGAAGGUAAUAGGUUAGAAUCUCACUGACGCUGUGCCACAAUAAAAAAGAAAUGUGUUUGCAUGAUUAAUGCCUAAGCAAAUGAAUUUCCAUGUGUCCUAUCUGUGCUUCAAAACUGUAAACCCAAACUAAGCUAGCAGUGUUAUUAAAAGUCUUAUUGAAACAUGUUCUCAGAACGUUAUUUAAUUACCUUCAAAUGAUUUAUAUUCUCAGAACAUUAAUAAAACCUCCCAGGAGAACAUUCUCAGAACCUUCCUACAACCUAAAAAUGUAUGUUCCCAGAACAGGCAAGAUAUUCACUUCCGUUCUCAGAACGUAAAAAAAUAACAUUCAGUUUUACCAGUCAGAAAACGUAUGGCUUCGUUCCCUGAACCAAUGGGAAACCAAAAAAAGACAUUCCCACAACUUCCAAGGAACCAAAUGUGCUAGCUGGGAAGAGUGUUAUCUUGACCAAACCUGGGUCGUUCAGCAUGCCUGGUAUCGAACCCUGAUCAUGCACGUGCUGAGCUAAAGCUGAGGCAUUAGUUCUGGGAGCUAACAUGAGUCAUCAGCUCUGGUGAGCGUAGUAGUCACCGAAACAUUCCCAGCGACACAAUAUGAGUAUUGUUUCUCUGCUGUCUCUCUCUCUAGCCCAUCCACAGCAGGUCCCAGACCAUGGCAGCUCAGUACCUGCAGCAGAUGUACGCGGCCCAGCAGCAACACAUCAUCCUGCAGACAGCUGCGCUGCAGCAGCAACAGCCACCCAGUAACAGGCAGUCCCCUUCCUUACCCCCUGCUGCCAACACCACGGUGCCCCAGUCAACUGGUACCUCUGUAAGUUGAGCACUCUGGUAUCAUGACUACCAAGACUACCAAUGCCUAGUAAGAUCACUCCAAUUCUGUCUGUCCCCAGAUCACCCUCCCAGCCUCUCCAGUAACAGGCCAGCUGAUUGGUUGUUCUCAGAGUUCCAGCUCCACCACAGGCACGAUUACCCAGCAGGCCAUGCUCCUGGGGAAUUGCUCUGCUUCCUGUAACCAAGCCCAGAUGUACCUUCGCACCCAGAUGGUACCUACCUUCUCUCUCUUAUUGUAACAGCUUUGUAGCGCAUGAUAAACUAUCUACUUGCCCAAAGAUCAUGGGAAGUAAAAAUAAGUAAGCAUGUCUCCUUUUCCACUGAUGUUUUCCAACAUUUUUUCUUUCCCGUUGGGUCUUUCCACUAACUUUUUCCUGCUCUAUUCUCUUUUCUCUUUCUUCUUUGUCUUUUCCCUUGCUUCUGUCUUCUCUCUCUCUCUUCUGUCUCUGUAAGUUGAUUCUGACCCCUGCGGUCACGGUGGCAGCAGUUCAGUCUGACCUCCCUUCUGUCUGCUGCAGCUCCUCUCAACUCUCCGCUUCACAGGUCAGCAACCGCCACCAGGGGCAAGGGUCAAAGGUGAAAGGUUAAGCAUUGCUAGGUUUUACAUGCCUGGCAAGCGAACUAGGCUGUCAUCCGAGGACAGCACAGCAGGAGUUUACAUCUCAAUGCUGCUGACAUGUUAUUUAUACAAAAAAUGUAAGCCUAUGCACUCACUGCACUGUAAGUCGCUUUGGAUAAAGGUGUUUGCUAAGUGGAAUGUAUCUGACUUGACAUGUCAUUGCUCGACAUGAUUAAGUUGCAAUUACCUGAAUAUACAGUGAGGGAAAUAAGUAUUUGAUCCCCUGCUGAUUUUGUACGUUUGCCCACUGACAAAGACAUGAUCAGUCUAUAAUUUUAAUGGUAGGUUUAUUUGAACAGUGAGAGACAGAAUAACAACAAAAAAAUCCAGAAAAACGCAUGUCAAAAAUGUUAUAAAUUUAUUUGCAUUUUAAUGAGGGAAAUAAGUAUUUGACCUCUCUGCAAAACAUGACUUAGUACUUGGUGGCAAAACCCUUGUUGGCAAUCACAUAGGUCAGACGUUUCUUGUAGUUGGCCACCAGGUUUGCACACAUCUCAGGAGGGAUUUUGUUCCACUCCUCUUUGCAGAUCUUCUCCAAGUCAUUAAGGUUUCGAGGCUGACGUUUGGCAACUCGAACCUUCAGCUCCCUCCACAGAUUUUCUAUGGGAUUAAGGUCUGGAGACUGGCUAGGCCACUCCAGGAACUUAAUGUGCUUCUUCUUGAGCCACUCCUUUGUUGCCUUGGCCGUGUGUUUUGGGUCAUUGUCAUGCUGGAAUACCCAUCCACGACCCAUUUUCAAUGCCCUGGCUGAGGGAAGGAGGUUCUCACCCAAGAUUUGACGGUACAUGGCCCCGUCCAUCGUCCCUUUGAUGCGGUGAAGUUGUCCUGUCCCCUUAGCAGAAAAACACCCCCAAAGCACAUGUUCCCCCCCUUGACAGUGGGGAUGGUGUUCUUGGGGUCAUAGGCAGCAUUCCUCCUCCUCCAAACACGGCGAGUUGAGUUGAUGCCAAAGAGCUCGAUUUUGGUCUCAUCUGACCACAACACUUUCACCCAGUUAUCCUCUGAAUCAUUCAGAUGUUCAUUGGCAAACUUCAGACGGCCCUGUAUAUGUGCUUUCUUGAGCAGGGGGACCUUGCUGGCGUUGCGGGCGCUGCAGAAUUUCAGUCCCUCAUGGUGUAGUGUGUUACCAAUUGUUUUCUUGGUGACUAUGGUCCCAGCUGAUCAUUGCAACUCCACGAGGUGAGAUCUUGCAUGGAGCCCCAGGCCAAGGGAGAUUGACAGUUAUUUUGUGUUUCUUCCAUUUGCAAAUAAUCGCACCAACUGUUGUCACCUUCUCACCAAGCUGCUUGGCGAUGGUCUUGUAGCCCAUUCCAGGCUUGUGUAGGUCUACAAUCUUGUCCCUGACAUCCUUGGAGUGCUCUUUGGAAUCUGAUUGAUUGAUUGCUUCUGUGGACAGGUGUCUUUUAUACAGGUAACAAGCUGAGAUUAGGAGCACUCCCUUUAAGACUGUGCUCCUAAUCUCAGCUCGUUACCUGUAUAAAAGACACGUGGGAGCCAGAAAUCUUUCUGAUUGAGAGGGGGUCAAAUACUUAUUUCCCUCAUUAAAAUGCAAAUCAAUUUAUAACAUUUUUGACAUGCGUUUUUCUGGAUUUUUUUGUUGUUAUUCUGUCUCUCACUGUUCAAAUAAACCUACCAUUAAAAUUAUAGCCUGAUCAUUUCUUUGUCAGUGGGCAAACGUACAAAAUCAGCAGGGGAUCAAAUACUUUUUUCCCUCACUGUAUAUCAGGUACAGUAGUGCCCCAGUAUGGAACCCUGUGGGACACCACAUGAUAUCCACAUGAUAUGUUUUUAUAUCAAGCACUUUCUCAGAGACAUUUAGAUUUACGUAUAUAAUAAUACUGCGUUUCCUCUCUCAGGUCCACAGCCUCGCUGUGCAGGCCCAUCUCCCAGGGGCUUUGGCCACUGCCCAGAGUGUCCUGUUGAAGCCGUUCUCCACCCAGCCCCAGACGUUGGUCUCCUCUCUGCCCAAGAUGUCCAUCUGUCCCCUGAGGUCCAGUCAGCAGUAUGACCCCUCCACAGAAACCUCUGGAGCUGAGCCUCGACUGGCUGACGUCACCAGGCUAACAUCAGCAAACCAGCUUAUCGCGCCAGGUAAGUCAGUCACCAUGGCAGGGUCACAACUUUUGUGCUCUGUUGGUUUCGUAUCAGUGUUCUUAAAUAAUACUGGUCCUGAGGCAGGCUUUUGUUCCAGCCCAGAGGAGGUUUACAACACAUAUUAAUGUCUCAAUCACUUUCGUCUGUUAACAUGGUUUUAUUUCAACUCCAGCGUCGUACAUUUUGUUCCAACCUAGUGCAGGUUUAGACCACCUUCAGGUAUAAUCAUGUGGUUCUAUUUCAGCGUCGUACACUCCUGUCCAAUCCCAUGCUGUGGUUAGGCACCAGCUGCACUGUCCUCCGAGCCAUAAGGGGGCACCCCACCAGCACCAACACCAGCUCAUCAUCCAGCAGACCAUAGCAGGAUCCCACCGGCAGCUGCACCCUAUCGCCCUGCGCCUUGCACCCCAAGACACUUCCCCCUCUCUCUUCCCUCUUACCCUCCAGCCCCUGGCCACUCCCACCCACACCACCACCACUGUCCAAUCCCAACCUGGGGAUGGCCUUCCAGUCCUCUCCUCUUCCUGUGAGCCGCCCACCCCUCCCCCUACCCAGCAGACAGUGGUAGUAUCCUCAUCAUCAGCCCCUCCACCUCUUCUGUGUCCCAGCCUGCUCCAGCCCCAGCCCCAGCUCCACCGCCAGCCCCAGCUCCAGCCCCCCACCCUGCGUCUUGGCCCCAUCUCCCAGGCCUCUCUCCCCAGGCUGCUCCAGUCUCCACCGGCCUCCCUCCAGAGGUUGUCCCUGCGCACAGUCCAAGCCCUGGCAGUGCAGUCCACUGGGGUUCUGGUGUCGGAAGAGCUGCCUGUGGCAGAGGCGCUGGUCCAGAUGCCUUUCCAGAACCAUCACCCUCCACAAACUUUCCAGAAUCUAUCACAGACGUUCCAGAACCCUCCCCAGACGUUCCAUAAUCUCUCCCCGCCCCAGACUGUAGCUGUGGACCUGAAGGUGAAGCCAGCCACACUACGCACCCAGAACCCAGAGGAGAGGACAGAGGAGAUGAGAGAGGAGAUGAGAGAGGAGAGGACGACCCCUCCACCCACACUCUCUCCAUCGGCUGGUUCAGACAGACUCUGUAAAGACAUACAGCCCGCCCAUACAGAGAACUGCACAGGUACACGGCACAAUAGCAUUUACUUUUUUUAUUACUUAACUUUACCUUUUGCACUAUUUACUAUUUGUAUACUAAAUCGAUAAAGCACACUGACAUACAUUAACUGCCUCUCUCUAUCUAUGCUCGGCUCCAUCUACCAGGCAGGUUGGAUUUCCCCUGCGUCCCUCCGUCCAGCCGCUCCGUUAUCCACUCGUCCCAAGACUCCUCCUCUUACACCAGCUGCUCCCCCCCUCCCCUCCUGCCCUCGGCCGCGGUAAGAAGCCCCGGCCAAUCCCCCUCAGCCUCAGCCACCCUACCAGGGAGCCCUGAGAGAGCUAGACCUCUCAUCCUCACUCACAUCAUAGAGGGGUUCGUCGUCAGAGAGGCCCUGCAGCCGUUCCUCCCGGUACCGUUCCCGGUAUCGUUCAUCCCGGUAUGUCCACUGGUGGGUGUGUUAACCAAGCUCCACAGUGUACACAGGCACUGGCCUGGUUCAUUGUCACCAAAGGCACUGAGGCCAGUGCCAGCUCUAGCCUUUUGGGGGCCCUAAGCGAGAUUUGGUUGCCCCCCCCCCCCCCCCCCCCCAACAAGCGGGCAAAAUCGUAUAGUGGUCCCCCUCUUGACGGCGGAGAGAGAUUGAUUUCCUGCAAUUCUACACAUUCUGGCAUGGGGUGUAGAGAAAAUGUUGCAGUUUUAAACCAAGUUUUCUGCAGUUCCACACAUUUUGCCAAGACUUAUGACAUGUUAAUUAUAUCUGAGUGAGAGUGACUAACAUACACCUUGUGUAUUCUACUAUUCUAACUCUCAACAGCAAGUUGAGACCCCGACUGAGUUCCUUUUUUGGGGUCGGGGCCCCCUAGCGGCCGCUUAUGUCGCUUAUGCCUGGAGUCGGCCCUGCGACUGAGCCCAGCUAGCACAUAACGUUCUGAGAACCAUUUGUUUCUUAGAGCUUGGUGAGAGCGUGGUUGUCCCAUGGUUAUUUUGCAUGUUCUUAAAUUGUUCCGAGAACGUUAAGAACAUUUUCCAUAAAAACUUUAGUAACGUUCUAAGAAUGUUAUUUAAAAACAUAUACAUUCCGUUCUUAGCAUCAACAAAACUCUCUCUAUCCUCUAUCUUGUUAAGUGUGUUCAGAUCAGAUAGGUAGGACUGGUGGAGUUAUGUCGCACAUGCAGCUAACAAAAAUAUAUGGAAAUGUUUGCUCUAACCAAAAUUACAACCAAAUAAUUGCAGCAUUACCGCAAAAAUGGAAGAAGAAAAUGGAAGGGGGAAAAAGUAAGGAACUGAAGAUCUCGUACAACGCUGUGUACUACUCCCUUCACAGAACAGCGCAAACUGGCUCUAACCAGAAUAGAAAGAGGAAUGGGAGGCCCCGGUGCACAACUGAGCAGGAGGACAAAUACAUUAGUGUCUAGUUUGAGAAACAGGUGCCUCACAGGUCCUCAACUAGCAGCUUCAUUAAAUAGUACCUUCAAAACACCAGUCUCAACGUCAACAGUGAAGAGGCGACUCAGGGAUGCUGACCUUCUAGGCAGAGUUGCAAAGAAAAAGCCAUAUCUCAGACUGGCCAAUAAAAAUAAAAGAUUAAGAUGGGCAGUCUGAGAUAUGGCUUUUUCUUUGCAACUCUGCCUAGAAGGUCAGCAUCCAAAAUGUCCACUUCCAUUCUCAGAACGUUUAAAAAAACGUUCAGUUUUACCGGUCAAGAAAUGCAUCUCCCGAGUGUCGCAGUGGUCUAAGGCACUGCAUCGCAGUGCUAGCUGUGCCAUUAGAGAUCCUGGUUCGAAUCCAGGCUCUGUCGUAGCCGGCCGCGACCGGGAGACCCAUGGGGCGGCGCACAAUUGGCACAGCGUCGUCCAGGGUAGGGGAGGGAAUGGCCGGCAGGGAUGUAGCUCAGUUGGUAGAGCAUGGCGUUUGCAACGCCAGGGUUGUGGGUUCGAUUCCCACGGGGGGGGGCAGUAUGAAAAAAAAUAUAUAUAUAUAUAAAAAAAGAAUAAAAAAAAAGAAAAAAAAAAAAGAAUGUAUGCACUCACUAACUGUAAGUCGCUCUGGAUAAGAGCGUCUGCUAAAUGACUAAAAUGUAAAAAUGUAAUGUAAAAUGUAUUGCUUCGUUCCCAGAACCAAUGGGAAACCAAAAACAUACAUUCCCACAUCUUCCAAGAAACCAAAUAAGCUAGCUAGUAGCUUAGUCCCAGUCACACCUCAUGCGUCACUCUCCCUCACUGUGAGAGCACUGCAUCAAGAACCCCCAACCUCCCAGAUAUAAAAUGUCCGCUUGAACAAGCAGUCUCCCACUGGUAGUGGAUUAGUAAGCAUUAUGUUCAGCCCUCUAUAGUGGUAUAUGUUGUGUAUGUGAUCCAGUGGUGUGUUCCUGCUUCAGAUGGGCCGUUCCUCUUUGGGGGCGGACCAGCAGGCCACGCUUCCUGAAGCCCGGGAGGUGAGAACCAAUGGGGAUCCAACGCCUGAGAUGAGAUCCAAUAAGGAUUCGGCUCCUGAAAUGAGAACCAAUGGGGAUCGAGUGUCUGAGAUGAGAACCAAUGGGGGUCUAGGGCCAGAGGAGAGCCUGAUGGAUGCUGAGCAGCCAGACAAUGACUCAGACAUGGAUGAUACCCCUACCCAGGACGGUCAGUACCGGUGUGUGUGUGUGUGUGUCUGUGUCCGUCCAUCUGUCUGUGUGUCUGUCUAACAGCUUAUCAUCUCCUGCUGUACUAUAGAGCCUACUGCUGAGAGCCUGGUAGAUGUGCUGCAGUGUGAGUUCUGUGGGAAGAGAGGCUACGUUCACACCUUCCUCCGAUCCAAACGAUUCUGCUCCAUGACCUGUGUCAGGAGGUGAGUCCUGUUUCCCCUAUAGGGUUGCAGAAUUCCUGGGUUUUCCAGAUAUCCCAGUUGGAAGAUUCCUGUAGUUCCUGGUUAUUCACUCCUGAUUCCAGGAAUCUGCCUAUCUGUUUUCUUGAAAAAUCUGAAUUUUGGUAACGUUACCAGAAUUUUGCAACAUUAUUCCCGACCCAGAUUAAGCCCCUGAAGCCGAGAUGUGGACUUGUAUUUAAAAACCAUAUGUAACUGUUCUCUUCCAGGAUCAAGGGGAAUCUAGACACCCCAACUAGAAUUUUUGGGAUGUUAUGGUGUUCUGUGGAAUAUCUCCCCUGGAUGGCUAAACUCCAGAAACCUUAUCUACAGAUCUCAUCUCUCUCUCUCUCUCUCUCUCUCUCUCUGUCCCCUCCCCCCUCCUGUCAGGUUCAAUGUGAGCUGUACGAAGCGUCUGAGCGUGUUGAAGGUGGACAAGGCCAGUCGUUGGGGCCACAGGCCGAUGGGCCGAAGAGGACGACCCCCAGGGAGGGUCAACGGGGGCACCAGAGAACACUUCCUCCUCAGACAGGUCAGAUGUCAUAGCCUGGUCCCAGAUUUAGCAUAUCUAGCCAGCUAUCCUAUGGUCAUUGUCAACGCCAGUCAUGACAAGACAGUUUGCAAAACAACACAAACAAGGCAACAGUAAAAAUGUCAUCCCCCACGAAUGAUGCAGCCUUGGGCCAAUUGAGAUAUCGCGUGUAACUAAGACAUUUCUGUUAAUAACUAUAGCUCCCGUCUUGGGGCAAUCAGUGUAAUUUUGUAAAUGCCGGAUCUCUAUGGCAAGAUGCAUAAUUCACCCAAGUUUAGUCAAAAUCGGGCCAGUGCUGUCUGAGAUAUCGCGUGUGACUAACGCACAAAUGAAUGGCCGCACAGAGACAGAUCUACAGUCCCCUCCCCAAUUUCAUCCUGGGGGACAACAAAUCUGAAACCAGGCUAGGUCAAUCGGACAGACAGAAUGGAUAAACAACUUUGCAAUUCUCUGGUCUACUUACAGUAUGAAACCCCAAACUGUUAUCACUCAGAGUGUUACAUAGGUAAACGUCUGAUCAUGGUCAUGUUGGGUUUUCCACUGCAGGUGCAGGGGCCCUACGGCUCUGAGGAGACACAGAGAACAUUGAGGGGAGAAGGGGAAGAGGAAGAUGAGCCCCCUGUCCCCAUGAUCACCAGGCUGCGCCGGCAGGAAGAGAGGGAGAGAGAGAGGGAGCAGGGAAGACAGAGAAAAGAUACGUUCAUAUCCUCUGGUGAACAGACCGCAGGAGGAAGACAAGAAUGUAGUGACAAUCCAACACAGUGGAGCGUGGAACAAGUCUGCUCCUACAUCAACUCUCUACCAGGUAUCAUGAAUAUGUCAUACCAGGGGGGACUUAAAGCUGCUGUAGCCAAUACUGUAAUGGAUGUACAUAUCAUAUCUUAUACAAUAUCACUGGGGCCAGGAGUUUUUCUUGCUCAGGUCACAUCUCCUGGCCCUAAACUCCUCUCUUUCCACCUUCCUCUUCCUCUCACCCCAAUUUCUUCUUUCUUCCCCCUCUCUCUCCACCCUCUUCCUCCUCUCUCUCCACCCUCUUCCUCCUCCUCCUCUAGGUGGGCGGGACAUAUCAGAGGAGUUCCGUUCCCACGAGAUUGACGGCCAGGCCCUCCUAUUGCUGACAGAGGAUCACCUGAUGACAGCCAUGAACAUCAAACUAGGACCCGCCCUCAAACUCUGUGCCCACAUCAACUCUCUGAAGGAACCAUGAACACAGGACAGGGCCCAUCUGGUCAAAGGUAGUGCACUAUAUAGGAGAUACGGUGCCAUUUGGGAUGCGAACGAGAGGAGCACCCUUAUCAGACUUAGAGGAUAUGGGAUUCUAGGAAGAAAUAACACACACACACACACAUACACUUGCUCUCUGCCUUUUAACUCUGUGAGAAGCAGCGAGUUGUAA
Messenger RNA from Coregonus sp. 'balchen', 16027 nucleotides. The record is from the annotation of a GenBank genome assembly. Lineage: Eukaryota; Metazoa; Chordata; Actinopteri; Salmoniformes; Salmonidae.